AGGUAUGACAGCGGGCACUGGGUCACCAGGCUUCAGGUCAUUUGGCUCGCCAGCGGGCACCGCGUCAUCUGGCAAGGCAGUGGGCACCGAGUCACCAGGCACGACAGUGGGCUCCGAGUCAACUGGCAUGACCGCGGGCACUGGAGGCAUCAGGCUGAAUCGUGGGCGCCGAGGCACCAGGCUGCACCACGGAAGGCAGGUUCUCAGAUGGGAGGCUGACCGG
This is a messenger RNA of Staurois parvus, 223 nucleotides long. NCBI's taxonomy places the organism in Eukaryota, Metazoa, Chordata, Amphibia, Anura, Ranidae. The record is from the annotation of a GenBank genome assembly.